AUGCGUCGAGCACCUUCUGCCCACCUUCGUUUCAGAUUCCUUUGCAUCCAAUCAUCGCGAGAAUCCUCCGAAAGUGAUUCCGAGAGCCCUCAGAACUCAGAGAGCUUGUCUAGAAGGAUCGAGAAGCUUCGGAAAGGGGAGGCUGUUGGGUCUGCCUUCUGCACUUGGAUGGGUGAUGGAUUCCCCGUUCACAGAGGCCAUGUCUUCCACGCCAUCAACCGUCUUCGCAAGCUCAACAUGAACAAACGCCCACUUGAGGUGAUGGAAUGGGUGAUCCGAGAGAGGCCCUAUAGGCCUAGGGAACUUGAUUACUCUUAUCUUGUGGAAUUCACAAUUAAGCUUCAUGGGAUUGAACAUGGUGAGAAGCUCUUCCCUCGCAUUCCAACUGAGUUUCAGAAUGAGUUGCUAUACAACAAUCUGGUCAUUGCAAUGCUGGAUAAAGGUGUCAUAAAGCUUUCACUUGAGUACAUGAAGAAAAUGAGGGAGUUGGCUUAUCCCAUCUCACAUUUGGUCUUCAACCGCCUCAUAAUCCUGCAUUCCUCACCCUCCAGGAAGAAGUUGAUUCCGAAAUUGGUGGUGGUUGUUGUGGAAGAAGUUGGUGGUGGUUGUUGUGGCGGAGGAGUAGUGGUGGUUGUUGUGGAAGGUGUUUUCGGGAGAGAGAACCUCCAUUGGGUGAAGCUUUGGGAGGUUGUGGAGGAAGAAGAAGAGGUGGAGGACUCGCAUGAGUUGCGAAGGUUGUGA
Arachis ipaensis is the source of this 741-nucleotide messenger RNA. The record is from RefSeq and is a predicted model, not a curated record. NCBI's taxonomy places the organism in Eukaryota, Viridiplantae, Streptophyta, Magnoliopsida, Fabales, Fabaceae.